UGAUUUUCUAUCUCUCGGCACAAGAUUUUCUAUAACAGAAAUAUAGAUAAUUUUUAAGGAAAGUGCAACAAACAUUAAAUCGAUUACACAGUAACGUUACAUUGUGUUUUUUUAUCGUCGUGAUAUAAAGCAGAAAUGACAUCCACAAGUACUGACAUGAUGGAUGAACCUACAAGUAAUGACAGGCAGUAUCAAUGCAUAAUGUGUGAUGCCGUUUGCGAAAAUGAAAUAUCCAUGAUACAACAUUAUUAUAAUUGUCAUACAAAAACUACAUACGCGUGUAAUAAAUGUGAAUACACAUCUUACUUUCUUCAGUGUCUAAAAAAGCAUGUGACAAAAAUGCAUCUCUAUAUCGGCAACUAUUGCGUGAUAUGUGAUAAAGAUUUGUAUUCACAAUACGAAUACAAAUGUCAUGAAAAUGUUCACAAAUGUAUGACGUCAAACAUGUUUAGAUGUGAUAUAUGUAAGUCUAAAACAAAAUAUCUCACAUUUGGUCAUCUGAUAGAUCAUCACAAACAGAAGCAUUUUAAAUAA
Pseudomyrmex gracilis is the source of this 534-nucleotide messenger RNA. Its product is annotated as serendipity locus protein H-1-like. The transcript is spliced from 3 exons. Lineage: Eukaryota; Metazoa; Arthropoda; Insecta; Hymenoptera; Formicidae. Bases 136 to 534 code for a protein of 132 amino acids. The record is from RefSeq and is a predicted model, not a curated record.